Molecule: messenger RNA, 2673 nt
Organism: Phymastichus coffea
Lineage: Eukaryota; Metazoa; Arthropoda; Insecta; Hymenoptera; Eulophidae
Exons: 2
Coding region: 1-2673 (890 amino acids)
Source: RefSeq, a predicted model, not a curated record
AUGAGACUCCCUCUGAAGUCGGAGAAGAAGGCCCUCCUAGGAAGCAGUCUACCCCACGCGCGCUCAGCUCUCGUUUCUAUGCAGCGACGAAUGCGCUCUGACCUCGUUUUACGCGACAGUUACUGCCAGUUCAUGGAGGAGUAUGAGCAGUUAGAUCAUAUGAGAGCACUGACCGCCGAGGAAAUUCGAGAGGACUCAGGAACAGUAUUCUACAUCCCACACCACGGCAUCUGGCAGCGUAGCGACAGAAAAAACAAACUAAGAGUAGUUUUUAAUGCCUCUCGCGACACCUCUACAGGUCUCAGUCUCAAUGACUCACUCCAUUCGGGCCCAAAGUUCCAAGGACAUAUAGCGACGAUCAUCACACGCUGGCGAAGACACCGAUAUGUUUUUUGUGCAGAUGUUCAAAAAAUGUUUCGACAGAUCUUAAUGGAUAAGAGAGACUGUCAUCUUCAGCGUAUCGUCUGGAGCCCAUCAUCCGACUUGCCAGCUAAACAUUUCGUUCUCAGGACUGUCACCUACGGCACGGCUUGCGCCCCCUAUCUCGCACUUCGCACCCUGCAGCAACUCGGCGAGAACGAAGGACAUCGGUUUCCACUGGCCCGCGAAUUACUUAAGAGAGACCUUUACAUGGAUGAUUUUUUGAGUGGUAGCCAUGACCUCGAGACAGCAAGGAGCCUUAGAGAUCAGCUUAUCGGUCUGCUUAGGGCGGGCGGCUUUCAUCUACGCAAGUGGGUGGCCAACGAGCCUGGACUGCUUGAAGACAUACCCGCUGAGGACCGCUUACGGGCAGACUGGGUUCAACUCUCUACCGAUGGACCAGUGUGCGAAUUAGGCGUCAUUUGGGAUCCAGUGACGGAUCGUUUCAAGUUUCGCCCUGGAGUCGUUGAUCCGCCUCCAAGUCUUACCAAGAGAACUGCUCUGGCAGAGCACGCUGCCUUUUUUGACCCAGCAGGUUGGUUGACCCCGCUGACUCUCGUGGCCAAGAUACAUAAUAUAUUACGCCAUAAUAGAUUACGCCAUAAUACAAGAUCUUUGGAGAUCGAAAUUCGAUUGGGACGAGAAACUCGUGAUAUUGCUGCUGUCGUUUACGUCAGAGCCACCCACAGUGAUGGCAAAAUCACUACCACCAUCCUAGAAGCGAAGUCAAAGCUGGCUCCAGUCAAGAGUCUGCUCCCUACCACAGAGAGACGAGCGCGGAUGACCAUUCCGAGACUCGAGCUUCGCGCCACCUUGAUCGCUGCGAUGCUGCUGAAGAACGCCGCCAGCGCACUGUCAGUGCCGCCAAUGAGCUGCCAUCUCUGGAGUGACUCGCAAGUUGCUCUUCAUUGGCUCCGGUCGGACGAGCCCGUGGGACAUGACAUCAUCGACAAUUAUGUGUCUCACGUGCAGGAGAUUUCCACGGGCGUCACGUUUCAUCACGUCCCCACUAGCUGUACCCCAGCCGACGUCGCAUCGCGCGGCACAGACUCCACUAAACUCGCACUGCACCCAAUCUGGUGGCAUGGCCCAGACUGGUUGACACAACCAGCAAGCGAGUGGCCACUCGAGGUCAACGACACCGACCGCCUGGAGUGCCAGCAUGGCAGUCACGUGUCUUGUGCAACGGUGCAGAUUGAGGACGAGUCACUGCAUUCUGAGAAGAGUCACAUCGAUCGAUUCUCCACGCUCGACGGCCUAUUACGAGCUACCACGCGUAUCAUUCGACUUCUGAGACGGCGAGAGACUGCAUUACCAAUGUCACCGAUCACAGCAGCCGAGUUCCGCCAGGCUUUCAUCGCUUGCGCCAGGAUUACUCAACGUCACGUCUUCUCCGAGGAGCUCGCUCAGCUGAGCCGAGGCUACCAACUGAAGAGCUGCAGUCAGACGAAAACUCUCGAGCCAUUCCUUGACAACGACGGAGUAAUUCGAGUAGGCGGCCGACUUGACCGCUCCUCAUUGCCGUACGACGAGCGGCACCCAAUCCUUCUUCCAGGACCAGCGCACCUCGCCCAGUUAGUCAUCCGGUGGGCACACGAACGCAGUCUUCACGGCGGUUUCAGGGCCACCUACGCUCGAGCCCUGCAAAAGGCAUGGAUUACCGGGGCGAAGGAGGCGGGGGUGAAGUCGAUGAAGCGGCACCUCCAGCGAGUUGCUUCACCUCGACGUCUCACCUACGAAGAGUUCGCCACGCUCCUCGUAGCAGUUAAAGCCACUCUCAACAGCCGUCCUCUUGUUCUACCAUCAGGCGAUCUAGGUGACCUUGACGCACUCACACCCAGUCAUUUUUUAAUCGGGACUUCUGCCACGUCUUAUCCCGAGCCUAUCUCUGUCAACGGAAAAUUGGAUCAAGUCAGUCACUGGGCGCUCAUUCAAGCCAUGAGAGGACAUUUCUGGUCCCGUUGGAGCCGAGAGUAUUUAAAUACCCUCAUCCAGCGGCCCAAGUGGAGGAAGCCUCAGCCUAAUCUACAGGUCGGGGAUUUUGUCGUUAUCGCAGAUCCCUCAUUACUUUGUCCAGAUGGCCGCUGGCCACUUGGUAGGAUCACUGCUGUACACCCGGGGCCAGACGGUACGGUUCGUACCGCCACCAUCACCACAGCUUCAGGAGAGUACGUCCGACCCGUCGUCAAGAUCGCCAGACUGCCCAUUCCGAAUACAGAAGGCCAGCUCAGCAAAGGAAGCGAUUCUUUUUAG